Sesamum indicum (sesame) is the source of this 678-nucleotide messenger RNA. RefSeq lists its product as uncharacterized. Lineage: Eukaryota; Viridiplantae; Streptophyta; Magnoliopsida; Lamiales; Pedaliaceae. The record is from RefSeq and is a predicted model, not a curated record.
CGAAGAAUAUUAAACUCCGAAGAAGGGGAGCAGUCAAAGCUGCUAAGCCCGCGAGCUGGCCAAUCGAUAAAUUUUGAGUCUAUAGAGCAGGCGGCUGAAGCAGCUGGGGACUUGAUUUUGGAAUUCCUUUGUCCACUCCUGGCAUCCGGCGACGUUUCUCCAGACCGAGCAGAUCAGAAGGUGGAGAGAAAGAUGAAUUGGGUUCAGCGCAAAAUCUACCUCUACAACGUUACGUUUGGGCUCUACAUGCUUGAUUGGUGGGAAAGAUUCCUCUUCAAUACUUUGGUGGUUGUGUUGAUGUGGUUUGUUUGUUACAAUGGGUUCCGGUAUGCGUCGGAGUUCAGCAGAAGGCUGUUAGAGUGAGACGUCAUAGUGCUGGACCCUCGAAACCUGGCCAUAGCCUGAACACUACGUGUGAGCUUGGUUAUAUCAUUUCUUCUCCUUUUUUCUCCGGGGCAAUGCCUUUUCUAGUUAAUAUGUAAGUUCAUAGAAGCUUUGUGACAUUCUACAGCAAUCUCUUCAGUACAAAUGCUACGUGCCUUUCUCUAUUCUUUGUUCGACUGCAGAGCUCUUAUGUUCUUGAACUAGUUCAAUAUGCAUAGUGUGAUUUGGAUAUGAUGAAUGCAUUGCUUUGGCUUCAAUAGAUGAAAAUUUUGAAUCAUUCAGAUGAUAUUAUAA